UUUUAUUCUUAUGUUAAUUCAUUACUAAGCACAUUCUAUAUUUUGUUAAUUUUACAACAGCUCCUAAUUUCAUCAUAACAGACCAAAUUGAAGAAAUUUAGUGAAUUAUUUUAAAAAUUCUUCAGUACGUAAAUACUAAACAUGCCGCAUAGUAAGAUAGCCACCUUUGCAGUUAUAGACUUGGAAACAAAUAGUUUACCGGAUUUACAAUUCAACAAAUGUAGUAUAACGGAACUCUGUAUAUUCGCUUUUUCCUCGAAAUUCGAAGCGAAACAAACUGAAAGGCAAACUACAUCAGUUGGAAAGGGGAACAAUUGGCUUAGCCAAAAAUCAAUACCAGAACUCCCAAGAGUUUUGCAUAAAUUAACUUUAAUGGUUAAUCCCCGUCGAAAAAUAUGGCCCGAAACGGAAAACAUAACUGGCUUAAAUAAUUGGAUGUUGGAGCCUGAACAGCCAUUCGAUGAAAACACCGCGGAUUUGCUGAUAUCAUUUUUACAACGUUUACAGCAGCCAGUAUGCUUGGUGGCUCAUAAUGGCUUGGGUUUUGACUUUCCCGUUUUACGUUAUGUCAUGAAAAACUUGGACUUGAAAUUUCCAACGUCUAUUUUAUGUGUGGAUUCUUGGAAAGCAUUUCAGAUCAUUGAUGCUCAGAUAGAGAUAAAUAAUAAUAAUAAUAAUAGUAAUCAAAUGAACGCAGAUGUUGAGAACGUUAGCGAAGAUACAAAGCGAGAGAAUGACGAUGAAAUAAGUCCCGAAACAACUUCAUCGAAACAUGUUCUUUUGCCUAUUAAUGAUCCCAUUAAUUGGCAAAAAAUUAAUGAAACUACACCACACAGACCUUGCAAGAUAUAUCACAGAAAAGGUUUAGCUAACGCUGGCGAAAGUGUGCCUGCUAAGCGUUCUCUCUUUUCCGCACCAAAUCCAAUUCGAGGCUAUUACAAACUAGGCAACAUAUAUAAGCGUAUAUUUCAAGAAGACUUCAAGGACUUACAUCGUGCUGAAAAUGAUGUCGAUGCCUUAAGCAAAUUAAUUUUACAUUACGGAUCCGCAUUUACUGAAUAUGCGUAUAAUAAUGCCAUUUCGCUCAAUGACGUCCCAAGUUUAGACGAACCCAAAACUUAGUAUGCGCAAGUUUUAUUUAUUUUUUAUGAAUGAUGUAUAUAUGAUUUUAAAAGACAGUUAUGUUAUAUUAUUUUAUAUAUUGUCAUUUUGUGAUUUGUUCAUUCGUUUUUUAUAUUUUUAUAAACUAUAUCUGUUGCAUGUAACGGUCUAUUGAACCCUCUACAUACAGCUUAAAAUAUGCUACAAAAUCUAGUUCUCAUCAUUUAUUUAAAACAUUUGUACACAAAGUUUUUUUGUCAAAGAGAGUGUGGCUUAUAAA
Glossina fuscipes is the source of this 1381-nucleotide messenger RNA. Its product is annotated as three-prime repair exonuclease 1. Gene Ontology annotation, biological process: DNA catabolic process. The coding region runs from base 142 to 1122 and encodes 326 amino acids. Gene Ontology annotation, molecular function: nucleic acid binding; 3'-5'-DNA exonuclease activity. NCBI's taxonomy places the organism in Eukaryota, Metazoa, Arthropoda, Insecta, Diptera, Glossinidae. Gene Ontology annotation, cellular component: cytoplasm. The transcript is spliced from 3 exons. The record is from RefSeq and is a predicted model, not a curated record.